ACUAAUCGACGAAGAAGAAGUGUCACCAGCCAGAGUGAAUUGUUUCCGGUUUAAGCGGGGUCACACAGAGGGGGAGUGAAAGCUAAACGACUUUAAAAUGCUGCUCAGAAGGGCGUUACACAUCGGAGGUCUAACCCUGAAACACAGCAGGUCCAUCCACCACAGUCCUGUAUGGAGGAGUCCGCUCAUACCUAUAGUCGUGGAGCAGACGGGGAGAGGAGAGCGAGCGUAUGAUAUCUACUCUCGUUUGCUGAGGGAGAGGAUCAUCUGUGUGAUGGGUCCUAUCGACGACACUGUGGCCAGCCUGGUCAUCGCCCAGCUGCUCUUCUUACAGUCAGAGAGCAACAACAAACCCAUCCACAUGUACAUCAACAGUCCUGGCGGUGUGGUGACAGCAGGCUUGGCCAUUUACGACACCAUGCAGUACAUCCUGAAUCCCAUCUCCACCUGGUGUGUCGGUCAGGCAGCCAGUAUGGGCAGCCUGCUCCUGGCAGCGGGAACGUCAGGCAUGAGGCAUUCACUGCCCAACGCUCGCAUCAUGGUCCACCAGCCGUCAGGAGGAGCCAGGGGUCAGGCCACAGACAUCGCCAUCCAGGCUGAAGAGAUCCUGAAGCUGAAGAGACAGAUCAACACCAUCUACGCCAAACACACGGGGCAGCUGCUGGAAACCAUCGAGGGCGUGAUGGAGAGGGAUCGCUACAUGAGCCCCAUGGAGGCACAGGACUUUGGCAUCAUCGACCGGGUCCUGGUCCACCCGCCUCAGGCCGGCCAGGAUGAGCCCGAGCUGGUUCAGAAGGAGCCGGCGUCUGCAGCCAGUCCCUCCCCACAGCCAGAGUCCACAUCCCCAGAGACCGCCUCCCCAGGGACAAACCCCCCCUCCUCAUACAAACCUGAGCCCUGAACGCACCACUGUGACCCCUGACUGGUGUUCCUGAAGCUGAACCUCCACGGUGUGUUUCUUCUGUCCCAGGUGGAUUCUCUCUUCUCCCACAACAACACAAAGCGACUCUGCAGAGUCCUCAGCUGCAGGAAACAUCUGCACCGAACUCGGAAUGCAGACGUGUUUUCAUACGAGCCGAAUCCAGUGUUUGUUACAGGUUUCUAAAACACAUUUUCAGGUUCCCAUUUCUCGGAUCGAUGAAAUAAAAAGACGAAUUUAGAAUGUCAGCAGAGUUGAUCUGAUAAGAGGAAAGAGGAAGAACCUUUAAACUACAGCGCCGUGUUAAUGUGUCAUCACUGCUGCAGAAAGCGAACAGCUGAGAGGACUGUGUGACCUUUAUUUGAACUCAUAUUUUGAAUAAAUUUAAUCAUUUUGACCACACAAA
Messenger RNA from Labrus bergylta (ballan wrasse), 1325 nucleotides. It is a transcript of the gene clpp, whose product is annotated as caseinolytic mitochondrial matrix peptidase proteolytic subunit. The record is from RefSeq and is a predicted model, not a curated record. Gene Ontology annotation, cellular component: endopeptidase Clp complex. Gene Ontology annotation, molecular function: ATP-dependent peptidase activity; serine-type endopeptidase activity; ATPase binding. Gene Ontology annotation, biological process: protein quality control for misfolded or incompletely synthesized proteins. Lineage: Eukaryota; Metazoa; Chordata; Actinopteri; Labriformes; Labridae.